This is a messenger RNA of Phytophthora sojae, 1098 nucleotides long. RefSeq lists its product as hypothetical. Lineage: Eukaryota; Oomycota; Peronosporomycetes; Peronosporales; Peronosporaceae. The coding region runs from base 1 to 1098 and encodes 365 amino acids. The record is from RefSeq and is a predicted model, not a curated record. The transcript has a single exon.
AUGGGGGCAUUCCCGUCACAUGAGCUGCUCAGCUACCAGACCGAGGGGGAAGCAGCCUCCGACUCGGACUAUCGCGGGUCCUUAAGGAUGUUGACUGGCAUGCUCACUCGGCAGCACGCGGCCAAGAAACAUCGCGGCAAGCUACUGCUCUUGGGCCUCGACGGUGCCGGCAAGUCAACGCUAGUGAAUCACCUGUCUCGAAUCUCCAUCGGCGACGACUUGACCCUGUACACGGCUAAAGGCCUCGAGUUGCCCUCCUAUCUGUUUCCAGAGCCGACGAAGACGCUGCAGACGGCCUCCUACCGCGUGGAAUCCAGCGACAGAUACCUGCAGCUCGUGAAUCCUCCGGGGCGUCGCUCCUCUCGAGCCAAAUGGUACAGCGCCACGGGGGACUUCGCGUCCGCCUUCGGAGGGGGCAGCAGCUCCAACCUCAACAACCUCAACACGCUCGCCCCCUCGACCUCCUUCCAGACGUCCUCUCUCCCCAUUGUCGCCGUGCUCUUCGUCGUCGACGCGUCCGACGCCGUGCGCUUCCCCCUCGUGGCCUCGGAGCUCAUCCGCUUCCUCAAGCACAGAGCUCGCACCAAGGUCUUCUCCCAGACGCAGCUCCUGCUCGUGUUCAACAAGACCGACCGCUUCUUGCCGCCGCUGCCGGCCGAGACGCCCGAAGAACCGCAGUCCAAAGAGUACCAGCAACUACUCAACAACCGCAAGCAGCUGCAGCGCGCCGCACUGCAAGAAGCAAGACGAGAACUGCGGAAAUGCGUCGACUUUGAGCUGAAAAUGGACCAGCGGAGGCAUCCGGUGCGCUCGCGAGACGCCACUGGUGCAGCGCAUUCCUUCUCCUCUUCGUCCUCCUCCAAGUCGAAAGGGGUUUUAUUCACGGGCCCCGCGGCAGUGGCAGCGGAGCUCGGAUUCCCAAACCAUUCAGGCAGAAGGAAUAGCCACUCGUCUGGAGGCCCCCACUCUUCUCAUUCUUCUGCGGUUUCUUCCAUCUUCACCAACGUCGUCGAGUGCUGCGCGCAAGACCGAGACAGCGUCCGAGCGCUGCGGAAUUGGCUCAACGACGAGCUCAAGAAGACGUCCUCUCCUUCUUAA